AUGAUCGGCCUGCGCAACGCCUUCGUUUUCAGCACGCUGCUGCUGGGCGCCUUCAGUUCGCCCGCCGCCCAUGUUCCAGAAGAUGACAAUGCAUUGAUCAACUGGGACGCGUUCCAAUCCUUACUCGACACCGUCGAUCCUGCUGCCUUGCAUUCCGUCCUCCACUCGCUCUCCCCGAAAUUCCAAGACGGUGUCUUCAGCAAGGACCGUGCAGCCAUUGAGCACGUCCAUUCCGAGAACCCCGUCAUCGCAAGCAAACUAGUCCAUCUAGCAAAGAAGAGACAGUCGAGCAAUUCAACUACCUCGGCCUCGACAACACCCUCCACCCCUGCACAGAGCAGUGCCGCCUCGGAAUCGAGCUCUCGGGCAGCCAGCGUCUCUUCUAUCCUCUCGUCCGCCAUCUUCGCGUCGACUGUGCCAGGAGCCACGACUGUGACGGUGCCACCGACGGCUCCGCCCUCUGCCACUCCCGUCGCGACUUCUGAUGGUGCUGUUGUCUUCAGCACAUUCGGCGGCGGCCUGGUGACCCUCACCUCCUCUGCUUUGAGUGUCCACUUCACUCCCAGCACCUCCACCCAGCUCUUCUUCGCAACCGCCGGCGACGGAACUGUUCAGACCUCGACAUCAGUGGUGGUGGUCAAUGCACCCGUGACAGACAGCGGUGAUGCCACUGGUGCCGCCGGUGCUGCGACCACCACCGGCAGCCCCUCACUGCAGAAUAGUGGCUCUUCGAUAAGAAUGGGAGGUCUCGCCUCUAUAUUUGCUGGUCUGGGAGGAUUCCUCUUCCUUGCGCUAUAG
Molecule: messenger RNA, 798 nt
Organism: Fonsecaea multimorphosa CBS 102226
Lineage: Eukaryota; Fungi; Ascomycota; Eurotiomycetes; Chaetothyriales; Herpotrichiellaceae
Exons: 1
Coding region: 1-798 (265 amino acids)
Source: RefSeq, a predicted model, not a curated record